Gongylonema pulchrum is the source of this 303-nucleotide messenger RNA. The record is from the annotation of a GenBank genome assembly. Lineage: Eukaryota; Metazoa; Nematoda; Chromadorea; Rhabditida; Gongylonematidae.
UGUUUGUGUUCGUGUACGACUCACCCAGGGAGAUGUAGCACAGACGAAACAAAGUCGCGUGAUCAAAAGUACGUGUAAUGCAGUUUACAAAGAAGCAAUCAUGUUCCUGGUGAAAACAAAAUCUGCCGAUUUACAGGAUACCGGAAUCAUUAUUUCACUUGCAAUGGAUAAAUCGGAGCAGGAGCAGUGGAAGAACACUGUCGAAAAUACUGGAAAAGAAUUUAAAGGUGUGCACCAUCUAAAAGCACCUGCCCAGGCUCCUGAUGUUCAUGUGACCGAAGCUCCAUCUGACUCGGAGUAAUC